GAUGUGUUCUUUAUAUUGUAGUAGUGUAAAUAAAAAACCUAUAAUGAAUUUUUUGAAAGAAUCAGUGAAGUAUAGUCGCAGAUUCAUUUCUACAUACAAGUUUCUAGAUAUAAAAGAAACUAACCAAGGGUAUAAAAUUAUUCAGUUAGAGAAGAAACCUGUAAACAGCUUAAACACAGAAUUUUGCAGUGAAAUCAUUUUUGCACUAAAUGAGUCUGAAAGUGAUAAGAAAUGUCGAGCUAUUAAUGGCGCAUGUCCUGCUGGUGGAUGCAUGAUUGCUUUUAGUAGUGAUUAUCGUGUUAUGGUAGAUGGUAAACACACAAUAGGACUAAACGAAACAUUAUUGGGAUUGUCUGCUCCAUUUUGGUUAGCUGAAUCAUUAAAAUUACUUGUUGGUCACCGUGAAGCUGAAAGAAUGUUGAGUUUAGGAAUUCUUAGCACACCUUCAGAAGCUUUAAAAAUAGGUAUUGUUGACCAGGUUGUUCCACCAGAGCAUCUUCUCACUUGUUGUAUUACAGAAAUGGAAAAAUGGUUGAAAGUUCCAGAUGUUGGUCGAAUUCAAACCAAAAAGAAUAUAAGAAAGCAAUACAUUGAACAGUUUAUUAGUUGUAGAAACCAAGAUUUAGACCUAUUUGUAAAAGGAGUUCAACAAGAAAAUGUCCAAAAUUUGUUAGGUUCUUAUAUUGAAGCACUGAAGAAAAAGAAAUAACAUUUUGUUGUUAAAUUUUUCUAGCUUAAUGUUGUAUAUAUUUUAAUUUGAUUAUCUUGGAUUUAUAAAAAAUAAAUUUUCAAUUAAUUUA
Hydra vulgaris (swiftwater hydra) is the source of this 800-nucleotide messenger RNA. Its product is annotated as enoyl-CoA delta isomerase 1, mitochondrial. Gene Ontology annotation, molecular function: delta(3)-delta(2)-enoyl-CoA isomerase activity. Lineage: Eukaryota; Metazoa; Cnidaria; Hydrozoa; Anthoathecata; Hydridae. Gene Ontology annotation, biological process: fatty acid beta-oxidation. The record is from RefSeq and is a predicted model, not a curated record. Gene Ontology annotation, cellular component: mitochondrion.